Cuscuta campestris is the source of this 938-nucleotide messenger RNA. NCBI's taxonomy places the organism in Eukaryota, Viridiplantae, Streptophyta, Magnoliopsida, Solanales, Convolvulaceae. The record is from the annotation of a GenBank genome assembly.
UUAAUAGCUUCACUCAGCAAAAUCUCGUAAUACCCAUUUGAUUCAAAUCUUCGAUCCCCGUUCUGCGUUCCAAAUGGCCUCCGCCACCGCUUCUUCCACCGCACUUUUUGCAGCUCCGGUCGCCCUCAAAGUUUCUCCGGCCAAGCUUUCAUCUUCUUCUACCACUCUGAAACCUUAUAACAACACCAUCAAAAAUGGUUCUUUUCUCUCCCUCGCCGCCGCCCCUUCCAAAAGAUCCCUUUUUGCCGUCAAGAACCAAUCCGAAUCAUCUUCUUCUUCAAUGGCAAAUCCUAAUAAGGAGAUUCAAGAGCUUUAUGUGUACGAGAUCAACGAGCGCGAUCGCCGGAGCCCGGCGUAUCUCCGGCUUAGCUACAACAAGGUGAACUCCCUCGGCGACUUCGUCCCCUUCACCAACAAGCUCUACUCCGGCGACUUGCAGAAGCGGGUCGGGAUCACCGCCGGAAUCUGCAUUCUGAUCUCCCACGAGGAGGCGAAGGGCGGCGACCGUUACGAGGCGGUCUACAGCUUCUACUUCGGAGAUUACGGGAGCCUCGCCGUGCAGGGACCGUACCUGACUUACGAGGAGUCUUAUCUGGCCGUCACCGGCGGGACGGGGAUCUUUGAAGGGGUUUCCGGGCAGGUGAAACUGCAGCAGCUGGUCUACCCGUUCAAGCUCUUUUAUACGUUUUACUUGAAGGGUAUUAAGGAUUUGCCGGCGGAGUUGACCGGUAGCCCUGUUCCUCCGACGCCGACCGUUGAGCCUUCUCCGGCGGCCAAGGCUUGUGAGCCCGGAGCUACAAUUCCUAAUUUCACCAAUUAGGUCGUUCUAUCUGUUUUUUGUAUUUUUUUUUUUUUUGCGAUCAGCAAAAAGUCAUUCAAGAAUUUUAACUUAUUAUUGCUGCCUACCUUAGGAGGAUAAAUAAAUUGGAGGCCACCUU